UAUUAAGAAAAAUAACUAAUUUGACAUUUGUAUUCACCUUCAAUUUCUCUUGGUUUCCUUCUCAAACAAACCUUCGUUAUGGACUCUGCUCCCUUCUAAAUCACAGAGACACACCUAUACACUCUCUAUCCAAAGCAAACUUCCCCUCCUAGUAGAAUGAAAAAAUCAUUAAAGUUUAAAAUCGUCUUAUAUUUUCUCAUCAUCACAGCGUCUUUUGGAUUCCGUGUUGUCAGUUGCUUGAUACACGUGUUUUCGUGGCUCCCAGCUUUUCAUGCGUCCUAAAGUAUCUUUCCAGGAUUGUAACGAAUAGCGGUGACGAAAAGUACUCUAUGUUCAGACAUCAAUCAUGGAGUUAGAGGACACCGUAAGGACCAUAGGAACGGCUACCACAGGCGUGGUUACGGAGUAUGACAAACGACACUAGAUGCUCCGAGUUCAAGGGCAGACGGCUCACAGAAAGGAAGCAAAAUGUUGUGGCACUAGGAAAGACAAGCCUGUGGGGUUUUUUCAGUCAAAAUCUUGUUGCAGAGAAGAAAUAAAACCCCAUUUUUGUCAUAGAAAAACCAAUAAAUUAGGACCAUGAGGUCCACUUCUUGUAAAAUCCCACAUUCCUGUUGAAUAACAGACACUUGUCCUGAACAAACUUCACGUUUUCUGAGAAAAUAACAUAUCUUCUGACAGCUUUGGUCCGGUGAGAUCAAAUGUCAAAAUGUUCUCAAGUGUCCGUUUCAGAUUUAUGCCUGAGUUCAGCCUUUCGUAGAGAUCUGAUCUUCCAGAAGUUAUUUAUCACAUCUUUCCAAGGCCCUAAAAUAAGUUGCACAGUGUCUGGCAAAGGGAGGGCCGAGUCAAGUGCUAGUCUCAGUUUUGGUUGUGACAACCUGUCAUGUCAACGUGCAUAUGCUGCUCCUGUUGCUGCUACUCUCUGGGGCGUGCUGUGAUCUCACUUUCUCCCCGCCUCCAGCUCUGUGAACAUCUCUCCCUUAAUGGAUCUUACAGUUACCUGCUGUUUGGACUCUGGCGUACCGAUGCAUGGAGUAAAAACGGUUUAACAGUCUUGUCCUGACUGAAAACCAGCUUUGGAAAUGUAUCUGGAAAAUUCUGAGCAAAGUAAAGCCUCUGGAGAAGGAGAGCUGUCUGCUGAAGUCAUCCUUGCUGAACAAUGUGUGAUUCCUAAAGCAACAGAAGCCACUGUUUUCAGUGGUCCUUCAAAGGACAGCGCUGACUUGGGCAUCAAGGUCCUAAUGGCUUACACCGGCCAGAUUUUCAACGGUGAAAUGGACUGUCCUCUCCUUUGUGAGGAAAAUGGCAAUUUGAACACAGGGGAAGCUGAAUCCAGCAUGUACUGUAAUGGACAAGCUGAGAGCUUCAUGCAGCAUCCUGAAAGCAAUGGAUCUUUUGGAUCUGGACAGAUUCUUGAUGAGAGCGGGCCCGUGGAGCUAUGCCAGCCAUUUGACAAACGUGCUCAACACUGUGAGUGUUUUAAACCGUGUGAGUCCUCUGAUAACUGUGCUAAUCAUAGUUUAGCCUCUGAAUGCAGCCUUUGCUGUCCAGAUCACCUCCAGUUAUUCCAGCAAUGCAACCCUGAUAAUCAACCGUCUUCUGAUAGUGAGUCGGAUGAACUGGAGGAGAGUUGUGAAAACUUUAAUUGUGGAAAGGCCAGUAUAACUCCUGAAUGCACGGAUGACUUGGAGUUACUCCAGCAGUACGAGCCCUUGGAUCAGCAGGGGGACUCCUUUGACUAUGAGCAAGACACAUCAACGGAGGACUUAGAGGAAGGCUAUGGACUGAGUUCUGACUCCUUGGAGUCGUUGGACAUGGGUGGCAUGUUGUGGGAUUCUGAAAAAUCUCAGGCUGAUGUAGAAUACACAGAUAAUGAUGUGGAAGAAGAUGACGAGAGCUGUGAAUCAGAACAAAAUGAAGUAAAGACCAGUGAUGAAGACUCUUCCAUGCUACCCGAGGACACCUCCAUCCCAGCUGAUUUUGAUGAUUUUGCCACCUUUGUGAGAGAUUUUGCUGAAACAUGCAUGCACUCUGAAGAAAGCUACCAACCAACUCCCACAACAGAAGUGCUCCUGGAGGACAGCAAGAGUGGAGAUGAUCUUAUCCCAACUGAUCAGAGCGACUGUGAAAGCAACAGCGAAACAUGUGCUGAUGAAGAGGACUGUUUCCAGGACAGCGCCCUUUCAUCUGACUCUUUCUGGGAUUCAUCUGAGGAAUCUGGCAAAGGAGCUCAGGAGGUUUCUUGCGAGGAGCAGGAUGAGGAAAUGCUGCAAAACAACACCAAUGAAACCAAUGAGGAGAAAAAGAACCCAAUCGACUCCAAUGUCAUUAUGGAAGACUAUUUUGACUUGUUCGACAGAGCAGACUCUUACGGACACAUGUAUGCACAAAAGCAUCAUUACAUCUCAUGCUUUGAUGGCGGAGACAUUCACCACCGUUUGCACCUUGAAGAGGAGUCUCAAAGGUGUGAGGUCAAAGCCGCUGGUGUCAAUGACCCAGACGAUGAAGGUAACACUGAAGAAAAUGAUGGAGUUGAUGGAGUUGACCCUAGAGAUCCAGACACAACUGACUUAAGUGAUUCAGAGAAUCAGUUUGAAAACUGGACUGAACAAACAGAUUCAGCAGAAGAAGAAGUUGAAGAAAACCAAGAUGAAGCCUUUGUAUCUAACUCAGAGAACACUGAGGAUGAAGAGGACAAUGAGAUCUUGGAUGAAGUUGAAGCUUGCGACUUUGACGGAAGUGCGUCCGACCUAUAUGAUGAUGAAAGUGAGGUCUGUCUGGACCGUGAAGAGAAAAUGCUUGCACCGUGUGCCAAAGAAAUCUCCAUGGAAGGAGAUGUUUACGAGCUUUCAGAGAGUCUGAAUAACGAGUCUUACGACAAAGCUGAUACAGCGGAGACGAGCUCUGAUCAGGAGGAUAGUGAUGAUUCAGAGCUUGAUGAUAGUUUUUAUCCAACAUGUUCAGAAAUGGAGCCUUACUGGGCGCUACUGGAUGGUGAGGACAUUUGCGAGCCAGACGUGGAGGAAUACUUCGCAUAUCAGAUCAAAAGCUUGCAGACAUCUGGGAAACAAACUCUGUAUGGAUUUAUUUUGGAGACCAAGACUGAAAAAAAUGACAAAAUUGAUGAAGUACUAAGACAAACGGAAUCUCGGGAUUCACUGGUCUUCUUAGAUGAGGACGGAUCAGUCCAAUUUGGAAUAAGUGAGGUGUCGGAGUGGAGCUCCUGCCCUGAGGAAGAAUCCCCUCAUGAAUCAGACGAUGAGUGUGAGCUGAGUGACAUUUCUGGAGAAAUGAACCCCCCACUUGAUAUUAUUCACAGCGUUGUCCUAAAGCAUUCUUAUGAGGCCACACAAAGCAUGGAUACAGACGAGGAGCAGAGUGACGAUGACUCCUACGACCACUGUGAAUGCGAGCGCUGCAUUCCCUCCACACAACAGGUUCAAGCAAAACCACUCCUACCGCAAAUGGAAUCGAGUGAUGCAGGCAAGAUCUGUGUGGUCAUUGAUCUCGAUGAAACUCUGGUACACAGCUCAUUCAAGCCGAUGAAUAACCCAGAUUUUAUCAUUCCAGUGGAAAUUGAAGGAAAACUCCACCAGGUGUAUGUCCUCAAGAGGCCACAUGUCGAUGAGUUCCUCAAGAGGAUGGGAGAAUUGUUUGAAUGUAUUCUGUUCACUGCAAGCUUAUCAAAGUAUGCAGAUCCUGUGUCAGACAUGCUGGAUAAAUGUGGAGCCUUCAAGAACCGUCUCUUCCGAGAAGCGUGUGUCUUCCAUAAAGGGAACUACGUGAAAGACCUGAGCCGUUUAGGGCGGGACCUCAACAGGGUCAUCAUCAUAGACAACUCCCCAGCUUCCUACAUCUUCCACCCUGAAAAUGCAGUUCCUGUGGAGUCCUGGUUUGAUGACAUGUCAGACACGGAGCUCCUGGAUCUCAUCCCCUUCUUCGAGAAGCUUAGUAAAGAAGGGGGCAUCUAUGAUAUUCUGAAGGAGCAGAGGAUUUCCAGUUAACAAACGCAGGACACCUGGAGGAAGAAGAUCUCCAGUGACCGUCGUCACGGGGCCAUGGAGGAUGUGAGCCGCAGGCUCCAUUGUGCUUCCCACCACAAGGACCACUUAAAAAAAUAACAAUAGAAAAUAUAUAUAAAAAAGAUGUGAUACCAUGUUUUUACAUUAUACUAUAUACCUUUUUAAAUUGUUUGGGAUGUUAGAUCUGCACUUUAACAUGAAGCUACUGAGCUGGUGUGGAAAAAUUUCAAAUCUUUUGCAGUAAUAGUUGGUGAUUUAGCGAGUAUGACGAUGAUGCAGUUGCCACGACAACGGGGAAAGUCUACUGCAAAGCUAGCUUUGAACAUGACAUUUGUAUAGCAACAUUAUUUUAGGAGUUUAGAAAACUAACAAGCUCAAGCAAAGACAAAACAGAGUUCUGAAGAUGUAUUUUAAUUUGUGUUUUACCAAAUCUGGCAACACAGUUGUGCUUUAUGUUUUUAAAAAUGUAAUCAAGCUUAUAUCUGGCAUCGAAAAAAGUUUUUGCAUCUUGAGGGACUGAUACAAUUUUUUUGAUCAAGUAAAAUCAAAACACAAAAGCUCGGUUGCUGAGGUCUACUGUAGUCCUUUCAAAAUAAGAGCGUCACAGAAAGCAUCUGACUUGAUCUUUAAAACACAAAAAUGUUGCAGUGGAAAAGGGGGCACUUGUAUUUUUAUGUACAUAUCUAAAAAUGUUGUGGUUGUUUUGAUUUGUUUUUUUCUUUUGGAAUGUUGGAACCAUCUCAUGCUUUCACUUGUUGGUUGUAUUGCCAACUCAGUGUGGAGCAGCAAUGUUUCCUGAGCUCAUAAGGAGGCUGUAAGCUUUUUACUGUGUUUGAGGCGUUUUGAAGUUUAUGACAAACAUAAGCUGUUUCACAGGUUCGCACAUGCUUUGAGUCCUGAUUUAAUGUCUUUAGUUUGUUUCCAAAAUGCUUUAGCUGUAGCGUAUGGACAUGUGUGAACAAAUGACUUGUUUAAAAAAAGAAAGGAUAUUUGUGUUUUUUACUGUUUUUGUGACUUAAA
Molecule: messenger RNA, 5042 nt
Organism: Oryzias melastigma (Indian medaka)
Lineage: Eukaryota; Metazoa; Chordata; Actinopteri; Beloniformes; Adrianichthyidae
Exons: 6
Coding region: 1083-4004 (973 amino acids)
Molecular function (GO): RNA polymerase II CTD heptapeptide repeat phosphatase activity
Source: RefSeq, a predicted model, not a curated record